Plectropomus leopardus (leopard coralgrouper) is the source of this 1679-nucleotide messenger RNA. NCBI's taxonomy places the organism in Eukaryota, Metazoa, Chordata, Actinopteri, Perciformes, Serranidae. The record is from RefSeq and is a predicted model, not a curated record.
UGCUGGUGCAUUAUAUAAACAACAGAGGGGGAAGUCUAUGUGCUGGUGCGGUAUAUAAACAGUGGAGGGUGCGGUCUAUGUGCUGGUGCGGUAUAUAAACAACAGAGGGGGAAGUCUAUGUGCUGGUGCGGUAUAUAAACAGUGGAGGGUGCGGUCUAUGUGCUGGUGCAUUAUAUAAACAACAGAGGGGGCAAUCUAUGUGCUGGUGUGGCGUGUUGGCAACACUGAUGAGCCAUGUGUCUCUGCAGCUGCUGGCUCGUCUGGACGCUCGCCGCUCUCUGAAGGACAUCGAACCUCGGCUGUUUCCUGAGGAUGGAGGACCUGACCACGGUGAGGUGGUGCAGCUGUUCGGGACGGAGGGAACAGGUAAGACAGAGAUGCUCUACCACCUGUUGUGUCGCUGCGUGCUGCCGACGGCGAGCGGCGGUCUUGAAGUGGAUGUUGUGUUUGUGGACACCGACUACAGUCUAGACAUGUUACGACUGGUCAGCAUCCUGGACAGCAGGCUGACUGCAGGUGGUUCCAGCAGCUCGCCGCCGGCCGGCUCUGACGAGGCGGCGCUGCGUUUGUGUCUCUCUCGCCUCCUGGUGGUCCACUGCUCCUCCUCCUCCCAGCUCCUCCUCACCCUCCACUUCCUGGAGACCUCCUUGUCAUCGCGGCCCGGCCUGGCGCUCCUCCUCAUCGACAGCAUCUCUGCGUUUUAUUGGCCGGACCGCUGCGAGGGCGGGGCCAGCAUCGCCAAGCAGGAGGAGAAGCUUAGCAAGUGUGCCGAGCUGCUGGGCCGUCUGCUCAGGGAUUACAGAAUCACGGUCUUCGCCACCUGCCACGCCAUCAGGAGGAGCUACGGUGGACCCUCCUCCUCCUCCUCCUCCUCCUCCUCCUCCUCCUCCUCGUCUCCAGACUAUGACCGGCCGUACCUCUGUCGCCCCUGGCAGCAGCUGGUGACCCACCGGCUGCUGUUCUCCAGGCAGGAGGCGGCAAACAGCAUGGUCGGCGGAGGAGGAGCAGGAGGAAGAGGAGGAGGAGGCAGCAGGGAGCAGAGGAGGCGGCAGAUCUUCACAGUCCACUGCACCUCUUCCUCCUCCAGGACAAAGGCUUACAGGAGCAGCUUGUUCUGCGUGAGGGACGGAGGAGUGGAGUUCCUCUGACAGUAAACAUCAGUUCAUGUUCUGCAGUUCUGCGUUCUUCACGGGUUCAUCAGACUUCAAUAAAAACUGUGUUCCAGCAGGAGUCUUUCUUUUUAUCACAUUUACUGAACAGCAGAACGUGCUGGGAUGUUCCUGUCACUGCUGCUGGCACAGAACCCAAGAUCCACGAAGAUCCACGAAGAUCCAUGAAGAUUCACGAAGAUCCAUGAAGAUCCAUGAAGAUCCACGAAGAUCCACGAAGAUCCAUGAAGAUCCACAAAGAUCCAUCCACUGAUAGAACCUCCACUGAUGAAUCAGGACAAGACGGAAAGAAAAUACCUGUAGUGGGACAACUUAUUGAAAUUAUUAUUAUUAAAUGAAUAAUAAUAAUAACAUGAUUAAAGGUUGUAUAUUUGAUCUUAUUCACAGCACUGAUGUUGUAUUUUAGAGUAAAUAUUGAUACAUAAAUAAAUAAAUAGUAUGUACAGAUGACACAGGACUGCUGUUGUGUUUCAGAGUAAAUAUUGAUAAAUAAAUACAUAAAUAAAUAAA